Messenger RNA from Onychostoma macrolepis, 2307 nucleotides. RefSeq names its product solute carrier family 15 member 5 (gene slc15a5). The record is from RefSeq and is a predicted model, not a curated record. Gene Ontology annotation, molecular function: transmembrane transporter activity. The transcript has 13 exons. Gene Ontology annotation, biological process: transmembrane transport. Gene Ontology annotation, cellular component: membrane. Bases 500 to 2233 code for a protein of 577 amino acids. NCBI's taxonomy places the organism in Eukaryota, Metazoa, Chordata, Actinopteri, Cypriniformes, Cyprinidae.
AUCCCACGGUGGUGAAGAUAAAUAGCACAGCUCUGCUAGCUCUGAGCUCCAUUCACGCCCAGUCAGCGCCACCAGUGUGCUCUUUUCUCCACUCAUAUAAUUGCUUCAUAGAUGUCCUUACUACGUUUCUGAGCCUUGACCAUCUAUGGAGGGUUAUAGAGCUCAUCAAAAAUAUCUUAAUUUGUGUUCCGAAGAUGAACGAAGGUCUUACGAGUUUGGAACGACAUGAGGGAAAGUAUGGCAUGCUCUUCGCUGGUUCCCCGAAAACAUUCAUUAUAAAAGUAUGUCUCACAUCUCUGAAACCACUUUCAUCAUCAGUGGCUCUGCGCGCUGCCGCCACGUCAUCCAUCUUAAUGAGAUUCGGAGACCGACGAAGUUCAAUCCAUUAGUGAGGAGGAGCAUUGCGUAAACAUUAUCCAGAAACCUCAGUCAGGAGACUAAACGUGAACCUUUGGCGUGCUGGCCAAGGCUCUGUUGUUAGGCAUCCACAAGAUUUCACAUGUUUGUGAGGAAUUGCCAGUCCAGCUCUCUUGGAGAUGGAGCUCCAGCAUUGUCUGAACAUCACUUCCACAGGAAGAUCUCCAGAAGCAACAUGCCACCCAUAGAUGCAUUUGAUACACACGAUGGCCACCUCCCUCAUGGGAUCUGCACGUCUUCAUAUGCCGGUGGGAUGGUCAGCAAGCCGCGCAAGGCACGUAAGAAGCUGCAGCUGGGAUACAGCAGUUACCAAGCAGCUAUGGUGAACACAUGCUUUGUAGGAGCCAGCGUACUUACACCGGUUCUUGUGGGAUGGUUUGCUGAGACGUGUUUGGGAAGGACAACAGUUCUCUGUUUUUGUGCGCUACUUCAUUUCUUCGGAACUGCCUUGCUUCCUGUGGUCGCAUUCCCUUUUGAGGAUUUCUAUAUAAACACACAUAAUAUCGUGUAUCGACUUGAGCCUCACGAGCAACACAUACUAUUCUACACGGGGCUUGUUGCUGUGGCUCUUGGCAUUGGUGGCAUCCGUGCCAUCCUCUGCCCAAUGGCAGCCUAUCACCUUCAAGGCUGUGAUCAACGCCAGCUCCUGUCCUUCUUCAACUGGUUUUACUGGCUGGUCAACCUGAACUCAACAGUUGUUUUUUUGGGGAUUGCCUACAUUCAGCAGUCAGUUGCCAAAAACCUGUGUUUUCUCAUCCCUUUCACCUCUGUUCUCCUCGCUCUCAUCGCCAUUCACAUGGUGCGCAACAAGCUCACUUUCCGUCCAAAAAAAGGCAGUUCCUUGCUAACUACGCUGGGAGUGUUCCUCAAUUCUCUCAAAAUGUGCUGCCUCCAUUAUCGCCAUUUAAGCGGAGAUGUUGCCAACUGGUUAGACCGUGCCAAGGAAAACAACGGGGGUUGUUACAGUGAGACCAGUGUGGAAAACGUCAAGAUCCUAGUCAAACUUUUCCCUCUCUUUGGAUUUCAGCUUUUAUAUCGAGCUUGCAUUACCCAGAUCCCAUCAGGCUAUUAUCUGCAAACGAUGCAUUCCAACUUAAAGCUCAACGGCUUUCUCCUGCCUGUAGCAGUGAUGAAGGUCAUCAGUAUACUGCCGGUGUUGAUCUUAGCACCAAUGCUGGAGCUUCUCAACACUUGCUACCAGUCUCCAAAGAAAAUACUGCCCUCACCAGCCACAUUUAUAACUAUGGGUCAUGCCUGUGCAGCACUCUCAGCACUACUGGCAGGGAUCUCCGAAAUCCACAGGAAGGAUUAUCCACAAGUGGAGCAGACAUUAUCAGGAAAGGUCUUGCAUGUGUCCUCUAUGACCUGUUUCCAGCUUACGCCCCAGUACAUUUUACUGGGAGUGGCGGAGGCCUUUGUGACACCAGCGUGCUCUCUCAUAUCCUUCUGUCUGACUCCCAGCAACCUUAGAGGAGUCUCCUUGCACUUCCUAACUCUCUCAUAUGGAGGUGGCUGCUUUCUAGGGGCUUUCCUCAUUCACAUUCUUUAUUUUGUGUCGGGAGGAAACUUCUAUCCUAAUAGCCUCAGCAGUGGCAACAUGGAGAGGUUUUUCUUUAUUCUAGCCACAUUAAUGGCUAUAAACACACUGGUGUUUUGGAGAAUAUCACAGAGGUACGCAGAUCUGAGCGUGGAGCUGAGUAGCGGGGUAGGACACAGUCACCUGUACGAGAAACUCCUGCAGUACAAGACCUGUCUGCGUUUUUAUGACACAUUGGAUCGUUCGGACACCCUGACGUCCAUGGAAACUGUCUUGUGAAUUCAUUGUACAUAUAAUCCCUGUAAUGCUGGCGUUACACAAGAGACUUUGAACAGAUUUUCAUCGUUUGGAAC